Nematolebias whitei (Rio pearlfish) is the source of this 1861-nucleotide messenger RNA. Its product is annotated as low density lipoprotein receptor adapter protein 1. The record is from RefSeq and is a predicted model, not a curated record. NCBI's taxonomy places the organism in Eukaryota, Metazoa, Chordata, Actinopteri, Cyprinodontiformes, Rivulidae. The coding region runs from base 42 to 800 and encodes 252 amino acids. The transcript has 2 exons.
AAGAUAGUGGACGCAGCCACGCUCCGCAUACGAGGAGGUGGAUGGUUGGGAAAGGCUCCGAGGAGGACCAGCUCAAGUCGAGCGCUUGCACUUCAGCCGAACCUUCGUCCAAACACGGCCUGAAGGACGCCAUGUCCCUCGGAAGUUUCCACCUCAUGCAGACCCUCAAGAACUCUCCGGCUGCCUUUCGGCGCCACUUCCGCCGCGACCGGACGGAGUCGCUCUCCCACGGCGACCCUCUGUUUAAAGUCAACUACCUGGGCACCGUGAAGAUCUUCUCUCUGGAUCGAGAGCAGGCGCAGGACGCCAUUACGCACCUGCUGGAAGGCGUGGCGAACAAGAAGCCGAGCAAGGAUCACGCUCUAGUGGUGCGCCCGCGGUACGUGGAGGUCAAGGAGCUGAGCACCGGUCGGCAGCUGACCAAGACAUACCUGCAGGACAUCGCGUACUGCGCCGCGGACGCCAACAGGCCCAACGUGUUCCUGUACAUCUGCAAGCAUCAGGGCCAGCAGCUGCAGUGUCGGGUGUUCUGGUGCAGCCGGGCCGAGCGGGCGAGAGACAUGACGGCCUGUCUGGCGGACUCCUUCCAGCGAGCGCUGAGCGACUGGCAGGACGGCUCGGCCACGCUGACGCCGGGCGAAGCAAAACGCACCGAGUCGUCGUCCAACUCGCCGUCCAUCGCAAAGAGCUCCACGCUGCCGGUCGGCUUGGGAAAAGUUCGCUGGAAGAGACGUACCUCUGCGUCCCGGAGCCCGUUCAGAGCCCUGCGGAGAGGGUCCGCCUCCGACAGCUGGAGCUGAACUCAGAACAAGGGUCCGCGUUCAACUGACUCCGCCUUCAAGGGCGGAGCUACUACAGAUGGCAGGACUCGAGUGAAAAUAAGGCCAUAUUUGGACGUUUCCUGAGCGCGAUGACGUAAUUGGCGAGGGUUUGGAUGUGAGCGUUAUCGUCAGAGCGCUUCAUCCACGAUGAAGAUGAGCGGCUGAUUGUCCGUGCCUUUUGGUUUUUGAGGGUUCUGAAGCGACAGAAAUCUUGAUCUGUCGGCGUGACGGGCGGGAAAAGACAAUUUUUUUUUUAAAAGGUUUAUUUAACUGACAGACUCAACAGGUCGGGAUGUUUUUACGUUUUUUUUAAACACCCUGUUUGGUAAAAACUGACGCAUCCAAUGGACUCCGAGCACUUUUUCUACUCCUGCAAUCACAACUCGCCAUUGGGAGGUUUGCUGCUAUAAAAACGUGCGGCAGGUUUGGCACCUGUCGUAACGAAACCGAACACGAUGCAGGAAGGGGCCGUGGAGUCCACGCUGAAAUAUUUUUCACAUUUACGUGGAGAAAGUCCCACAAUCAUGGCUCCACAGUGGGCACAUUGUGUUCUCACGUGGGGCUCCUGUGAGGAAUGUGCAGACGUGCACCUGCAUUCCAAAACUCUGAAAUCGGAGAUCAGGAAAUUUCUUAAAAAAAAAAAAAAAAAAAAACUCAAUUUCUUCAUGUCCAGCCAUGACUUUGCAUUUUGAGCAGCCUCGUCGGUAAAAGCUCCAUUUUAAAAUUUUAUCUUUUAUUUAUUUAUUUUUUUAAAACUUGCCACAGGUGUCCGAACCGAUUCAACCUGUUUAUACUGUUAGUCGGCUGUAGGUGUUGUGCUGCAGAACGUACCCUCGUGAUUUGUGGAUUUACAGAUACGGUUGAGGAUCAGUGGUACGCCCCGAGGCUGCCGUUAUAACGUCUCAUUUUGUCAAAUUAAGCUAAUUUUUUUUGGGACAAAAGUGGCACUUUUUUCAGAAUAUUUUAUUUUAUUUUUAUUUUUUAUCCUAUCUUACAAAAGGCACAACUUUUUUUUCUCAAAGGGACAACCAUACCUGCUU